ACCGCAGGAUUCACGAUGGCUGCUGGUACUGCGUAUCUCGACGCCGUAAAAAAGAAAAUCAGGUCACUGCAAGAACAAGCAGACGAUGCUGAGAGCAGAAUACAGAGACUACAGCAGGAGCUCGAGUCCGAGCGCGCAGCCAGGCAAUCUGCUGAGGGCGACGUCGCUUCCCUGAACAGACGCAUCCAGCUGGUUGAGGAAGAGUUGGAUCGCGCUCAGGAGCGUCUGGCCACUGCUCUGCAGAAGCUGGAGGAGGCUGAGAAGGCUGCUGAUGAGAGUGAGAGAGGCAUGAAGGUCAUUGAGAACAGGGCCCUGAAGGAUGAGGAGAAGAUGGAGCUGCAGGAGAUCCAGUUGAAGGAGGCCAAGCACAUUGCUGAGGAGGCCGACCGCAAGUAUGAGGAGGUGGCCCGUAAGCUGGUGAUUGUUGAGGGUGAGCUGGAGCGUACUGAGGAGCGUGCUGAGCUUAAUGAGAGCAAGUGCUCUGAGCUGGAGGAAGAGUUGAAAACUGUGACCAACAACAUGAAGUCUCUGGAAGCCCAGGCUGAGAAGUACUCCGCUAAAGAGGACAAAUAUGAGGAGGAGAUCAAGGUCUUGACUGACAAGCUGAAGGAGGCUGAGACUCGUGCUGAGUUCGCUGAGAGAUCAGUCGCCAAGCUUGAGAAGACCAUUGAUGAUCUGGAGGAUGAAUUGUAUGCUCAGAAACUCAAGUACAAAGCCAUCAGCGAGGAGCUGGACCACGCCCUCAACGACAUGACCUCCAUGUAACUAUCACCACAUGUUAACCCGUGUUCAUGUAUGAGAGUGUGCACACGUGUUUGGUUUAAUAGCUUUUCCAGUUUCUCUGUCUGCUAGUAUAAUCUAAUUUUCAGGUUUGAUGACGGAUUUUAGACUGAACCCAUUAUUAAGUUUAAAGCCUGCUUGACAAACCUUUCUAUUGAUUUACUAGAUAUGAAGUUAUGUAUAAAAAAUUAGAUUACACACACUUCUUUCAUCUGGAAAGCAUGAUGACCCCUUUUUUAUCUCUGGCAUGCCCAUCGUUGUUUGAUAUCACCAUCUAUCAUUCAAUUUGUUUUUUUUUUUCUUUUCUCAUUUAUUUCAACUAAUUUUUAAAUGUAAACAUCAUGUUUACAUUUUUAACAACUUGCUAAAUUAUUUGUAUGUGAAUAAAAAAAAAUAAUCUCAAAAUGCCUGAUGUAAUCAUUUUCUUACAUGCAUGAAAAUACUUGUUGCGUGAUUGACCAAAUAUACAUAUAUUUAUGUGACACUGACAGUCUUUUUAUGUCUCUCGCAUGCCCUUUAUUGUUUAACAUCACCAUCUCUCACUUGUUUCAACUCAUUUUUUUUUCUCCCCUUGCACAGUUAAAUUUUUUACAUCUCAUCUCUGGCUCCGGGCACCA
Molecule: messenger RNA, 1397 nt
Organism: Cyprinus carpio (common carp)
Lineage: Eukaryota; Metazoa; Chordata; Actinopteri; Cypriniformes; Cyprinidae
Product: tropomyosin alpha-1 chain
Exons: 8
Coding region: 16-765 (249 amino acids)
Biological process (GO): actin filament organization; muscle contraction
Cellular component (GO): actin filament
Molecular function (GO): actin filament binding
Source: RefSeq, a predicted model, not a curated record